Molecule: messenger RNA, 3605 nt
Organism: Polypterus senegalus (gray bichir)
Lineage: Eukaryota; Metazoa; Chordata; Cladistia; Polypteriformes; Polypteridae
Gene: sppl3
Product: signal peptide peptidase 3
Exons: 11
Coding region: 460-1608 (382 amino acids)
Biological process (GO): membrane protein proteolysis
Cellular component (GO): Golgi-associated vesicle membrane; lumenal side of endoplasmic reticulum membrane; cytoplasmic side of endoplasmic reticulum membrane
Molecular function (GO): aspartic endopeptidase activity, intramembrane cleaving
Source: RefSeq, a predicted model, not a curated record
CAAUACCAACAGCAUAGUCCCCCACUGGAUAGCGCGCCGCCUACAGCAGCACCACUUCACCGGCCAUUGAAAACAAAGCUGCGCGGCUUUGCGGGAUCCCGUACAAAACAACGAUUAAACGGAGAAGAAAACACAGGAAAGACAUGGAUUUAAAUCGACUGUAAGACGCCGAGAGUCCCGAGCUUCUCGUCGCGGAUACUGCGACACGACGGGAGCCGAAGGGACGCAGAGAAAAAAAACAACAACAACAACAGCAGCAGACACAAGGGCUUUUUCCUCUUUUCUUCAUUUUUUGUUUUUGCGAGCAGCAGCGCCAUGUUGUUGUCGAAAAACUGGAAUUAAAUAACAGAAUCUCGGUUAAAACGGGUUUAUUUCCAAAGAUACGUAAGAAAACCCCCUCCCUCCCUCCCUUGUACUCACACCCUGCCUGCAGCCGUAGAGCUCGUCUCCCUCGGUGACAUGGCGGAGCAAACUUAUUCCUGGGCCUACUCCCUAGUGGACUCCAGUCAGGUCUCCACGUUCCUCAUCUCUAUUCUUCUUAUUGUUUAUGGCAGCUUCAGAUCCUUAAACAUGGACUUUGAAAACCAAGACAAAGAUAAAGAUGGAACUACCACAUCAUCAGGAGCAUUCAACACAAACAAUGCCAAUAACAGUAUUCAAACCAUUGACUCAACCCAGGCUCUUUUUCUUCCAAUUGGAGCCUCAGUUUCAUUGCUUGUCAUGUUCUUCUUUUUUGACUCUGUUCAGGUGGUCUUCACCAUAUGUACAGCAGUCCUUGCCACAAUAGCCUUUGCCUUCCUACUUCUGCCGAUGUGCCAGUACCUAACUAGACCCUGCUCUCCUCAAAACAAGAUCUCUUUUGGUUGCUGUGGUCGAUUUACGGCUGCAGAACUCCUUUCUUUCUCACUGUCAGUUUUGCUGGUUCUUAUCUGGGUAUUGACUGGUCAUUGGCUUCUCAUGGAUGCACUAGCCAUGGGGCUGUGUGUGGCCAUGAUUGCCUUUGUCCGUUUGCCCAGCCUUAAAGUGUCCUGCUUGCUGUUGUCUGGCCUCCUGAUAUAUGAUGUUUUCUGGGUCUUCUUUUCUGCUUACAUUUUCAACAGUAAUGUGAUGGUGAAAGUUGCCACACAGCCAGCUGACAAUCCUCUAGAUGUACUGUCACGCAAGCUGCACCUUGGCCCCAGUGUGGGUAGAGAUGUACCCAGACUGUCCUUGCCAGGAAAACUGGUCUUCCCAAGCUCUACCGGCAGCCACUUUUCUAUGUUGGGAAUAGGUGACAUUGUAAUGCCAGGUUUAUUACUCUGCUUUGUCUUGCGUUAUGACAACUACAAAAAACAAGCCAAUGGGGAGGCAUCCAGUACAGCCAACAUCUCUGGGCGGAUGCAGAAGGUUUCCUAUUUUCACUGCACGCUUAUUGGGUACUUUGUAGGAUUACUGACUGCCACUGUCGCCUCUAGAAUACAUCGUGCUGCACAGCCUGCACUUCUGUACCUUGUUCCCUUCACAUUACUGCCACUGCUGACCAUGGCAUACCUGAAGGGGGAUCUGCGACGCAUGUGGUCAGAGCCAUUCCACUCCAAGGCAAGCAGCUCCCGGUUCCUGGAGGUAUGAUGGGACACAACCCCAAAACCAGCCAGCGAUGGACUGGCACUAAUAAGCUGCUGAGUGCCCAAGGUUUUGUGUCUUGUGGUUUUGUUUUCUCAUCUCGCCCAAAUGGAUGCUGUCUGGCAUUAAUCAAUAGGAUUGCUUUACAACACCAAGAAGGAAGAAGGUACUGUGGGCAACUAUUGCGUUUCCUUGUUGUGGAACUCUGUGCAGUUCAAAAUCAAUCCAUCAGUUAUCAUGUCCUCAGGACUUGGAGUCAAAAAUAUACCGGGGGGCUUGUAACUGCACAUUUUUUUAAGGAGAAAAUAAAAAGACAUAAGCUGAACAUUUAAUAUGUGCACAAGGCUGCUGCACUGAUGACAGUACCUGCAGAACUCUUGAGGGCAAAAAGGGACCAGAAACUCGUCUUGGAACUUCAGCACAGAAAGACAAGGCAGCCAUAUUUCUCUUCCUCCCUCUUUCCAAUAUUUUGAUUUAUUCUCCUAUUUUUUGUGUGUCAAUGUUUUAUUUUGUUGUGUGUUUUUUUUUUUUUUUUUUUGCCUCCACAUUUUGAGUGAUCUGUCUUGGCAGUAUAUAUUUGCUGUAUUGGAUUCCCUUUGCCACCUAAUCUUGUGUUAAAAUCAAAGAGAUGAGGAUGUAUGCGUGUGUGCUUGGAACCACAGGGAUGUGUGAAAAGUAUAUAUAAAUAUGUAUGUGUGUGUGUGUAUAAAUGUGUAUGUGUGUGUGUAUAUGUACAGGCUAAAAAAAAAAUACACACCUAUACAUACCACUCUGAAAAAAAUCAUACUGUGUACAAGGCAUUAACUGCUGUAAAUUCACGCAUGUAUAGCUAUUAAAUACAGCUUCAUUGUAUACAGCUUGUUCGCUGUCAGGCAGUCCCUGUUCACAAAAGUAUCACACAUUAUUUUAUAUAAAAGACCGCAAAAUGCAUUCUUUGUAUCAUGGUGGGGGUAGGGUGGGAGUAAUAGUAUAAAGUCUGGCAGUAGUCCAUGUCCAGGAUGCAAAUGGUUGCCAUUUCUAAGUUAUUGAAUUGGACUAUGCCUCUGUUUCUUUGUUGUUUUAAACAUUUUACUGCCCGUAAUUUGCUGAGCACAAUCAAAGGCUCUGUAUAAAUUUAGUUUUCAUGCUUGCAGCAGUUUGGUUACUAUACUGUCAGCAGCCUGGGGUACAAGGGUGCUUUUGUAGGAUGUUUGAAGCCACCUACACAACUUUUGCAUCAAAACAAUUAUGCAGACAUUUGAACUUUUUUUUUUUUUGCAACCACGUUCAUAUAAAAUUUUUACUUUGUUAUGGUUGAAUUUUCCUUUUUAUAUAUUUGUAAAUUCUGACAUGGCUGUUGACUGGCAGUGCACUGUCCAGUCAUGACAUCACUUGAGACUUUUGUAGUUAACAGCUUGAAGACCUCAUCUGUCUUCAGCCUGCUUUCAGAUAUAUAAUCCAUACUUGCUGUUUAUUUUCUUAUUAAAACAGGCAUUAUUUUGUUUUACUUAAAUCUACCCAGGUCUGUGGGCACUGAGCUUGGUUAGGGUGGCAUGACCUUGGUGGGUGGUAUCAAGUUGUAUUUGGCAUUCCAGUGUCUAGUGGCACAUUGGUUUGGAUAGUUUAAACCAUCUUCCCCUGAAACAUUCUGUCUUUGCAUGAUCUCCAGCAGGCUACAGAAUAACAGUGUUCAUAUGAGGCCUAGUCAAAGGUUUCAGUGCACAAUGUACCCCACACCCUUCCCCCCGGGUCCUGUCUCUCCCCCAGCCCCUUUCAAUUUGUGUUUAUUUUUAUGGAAGAGUGGUUUCUUUUGUCCCAUUAACUGUAUGGUUUUGUGCUGUAGAUUAGAGGUUCCAUUUUCUACAUACCGACUCGAAAAGAGUUGCUCUAUUCAGCAAUGAAAUGAGUGGACUCUGUAAACCAUUGUGUAGUGAACAUGGAAUCCAAAGCUGAAUUAAAAGAAAAUCAUCAUUAACCUCAUCAGUGAGGAUUCCUUUGUAAAUAAAGAUUAAAUCUAACUGUAA